GUUUACAUAUUCAGCGUUGCAUUUAGCUUCUUGAACAAGCCACUCAAAGUUGAGCAAGUUUAGGGCUUAGUAAAAAGGAUUGUUUCCGAAUGACAGUAUACAUCCAACCAACUUACAACUCACAAUAAAUGGUUAUGAUUCUAUAACUCACACUUUAAACUGUUCUCCUGAAUACCACCAAACUCCUGUUCGAUACACAUUUGAACAGUUUCUUUUUUGUGUACCAAUGGAAGACGAUAUUCUGCAUCUUGCAAAAAAAUAUAUUGGUGAUUCAUAUGUUAAAAGAUGGCGAGAAAGAUCAAGUAGAAAGAAAAAGAAGCUGACCGCUGUACUAGAUCAAGGACGUCUUCCAACUAUUGGCUUUUCUGAAACAGACAUUGAAGCAUUACUUCUUCAAAUAUCAUCAUUCGAUUCAAAUAAUUGGGAGAAUUCUGUCGGUGUUGGAGAACGAGAAGGACGUGUACUUGUGGAUUUUAUACGUCGUCGUCAUUAUGGAUUUACUCAUGGAAUUGGACGAUCGGGUGAUGUAACUGCAAUUCAACCAAAAGCACGUGGUUCAAGUCUUAUUUGUCGAUUAACUAAUCAGCUAUUAUUGGACUGGUUAAAAAGAUCAGGAUCACCAAGUACAACUGGUUGUUUUCUUGUACCAAUGGCUACUGGCAUGUCAUUGACAUUAUGUUUGUUAGCAAUGAAAAAACGUCGUCCAUAUGGAGCUAAUUUUGUUUUAUGGUCUCGUAUUGAUCAGAAAUCAUGUUUCAAAUGUAUGAUUGCUGCAGGCCUUAUUCCUGUUCCAAUUGAAUUAAUCAACGAUCCAUCAAAUGAUCAACUUUGUACAAAUCUUGAUGCUUUAGAAUUGGCAUUACAAAAUCCUGCAAAAUAUUUAUUCGAUCAUUGGCCAAAUGCUGCUAAAAUGUAUCAUGUAAAUGAGAAAUUAAUUGAAACGUCAACAUCCAAUAAUAUUGUAUGCAUAUUUACAACGACUAAUUGUUUUGCACCACGAAUUCCUGAUAAAUUACAUGCAGUCACAAAAUUAUGCAUUAAAUAUGGUGUAUCCCAUUUGAUUAAUAAUGCAUACGGUGUACAAUCACCACGAUGUAUGCGUAUGAUUGAAUCUGCCGGGAAAUUGAUCAUUGAACAUAACAAUUUAAACAAAUCAAAUUUAAACACACAACCGAUUGAUUUAUUAUACGUACAAAGUACGGAUAAAAAUUUAAUGAUACCAGUUGGUGGUGCUAUAAUUGCAGGAUUUUGUACGGAUUUAAUUGAUUCAGUGGCAAAACUUUAUCCAGGUCGAGCUUCCGGUACACCAACAUUAGAUGUAUUCGCCACGCUACUUUAUCUUGGUAAUAAAGGUUGGGAUGAUUUAAUUCAAUGUCAGGCUGUAUGUUUCAAAAAACUACAUAAUGGAUUACAGCAGUUAAGUGAAAAAUUUAAUUUAAAAUUACUCGAUACUACUUCUAAUCCAAUUUCAUUGGCUUUAAGCUUAGAAAAUCUUCUUCCUAAAAUACUUACUACUAAUACUGCUACUACUACUACUACCAGUACCACUACUAAUACUGAUGAAAAUGCUGAAAAAAACACAAUCGUAGAGAAUAAUUGGAAUAAAGAAACUUUUAAUCAGUUGACACAAAUCGGUGCUAAUUUAUUCACUCAAGGAUGUUCUGGUAUAAGAGUUGUUCUACCAGCAUCUAUGCAACGCCCUAUUCAAUUAGAUGCAUAUGAAUUUCAAGGUUUCAAUUCACACAGUUCAACAUCUAAAAUACCAUAUUUAAAUGUAGCAGCUGCAAUUGGUCAAAAAGAAUGCGAAAUUAAUCUGUUUCUACAAAAACUUGAUAAAAGUUUACAACAUUUUAUUUCAAUGAAAUCUAAUAUGAAUUCAAUGAACUCGUUACACAGUACUACACUUAAUGGUGAUAUAAAUGAGGAUGAGGAUGAUGAUAAUGAUCUUUUGUAAGAAGAAUAGUUAACAGUUGUUGUUGUUUUUGUUAGCUAAUGUGAUUAUUUCUGUUCAAUGUGUUCAAUUGUACAUAAUUUUUUUUGGCGCCUUUUUUCAUUGGACACGUUACUGAUUUUCUCGUUUUAUUCUCCAUUGUCAUAUAUUACUGAUUGUUUGUUUGUUUGUUUUGUAGAUGAUAUAUUCAUUUCAGUAGUAUUAUUUUUUUAUUUCUGUUAUUUUUUUCGGAUGUUUAUGAUUUGAUUUCUGUUUUUUGUUUUGUUUUGUUCACCUAUUUUCGCUCACCUUGUUGCAUUUCAAUUCAUCGUUAAAUUAAGUAUGGGCGUUGACAUAUAAAAGAAAGCAUAAACCCUACCUAUAUAUUUAUAUUCAUCUCGAGUAAUGUACAUAAAUGAUCAUCAUUAUAGAUUCAUUGAAAUUUUGGUGUCUGUGUUUUUAUUUUACUUCAUAAUUACUGAGUUGGAAUUAUUGCCCUUAAGCAUUUUUUUGUUCUGCACUUGAUACGAUACAUAAAAAAGUAAAGAGUCUAAGAGUCUAAUUUCAAAAUUGUUCUUGUUCGUGAAAUACCAAUAUAGACAGUUGUCAAAGUAACUUGGUAGUGUUAUACUUUUUUUUUAUAUGGGUGUGGUAUUUUAUUCUGUGAAUAUCGAAAGACUAGGUCAUCUUUGUUGUCAUUUGUUGUAUGUCGAAUAUGAUCUUUUGUGUGUGUUGAAUGUUCAAGUGAUUAGACAAGAUAAAUAAAGAAUAAUAACUAGACCAUUUCUUUUGUUGUUUGGUUCACAAC
This is a messenger RNA of Schistosoma turkestanicum, 2738 nucleotides long. Lineage: Eukaryota; Metazoa; Platyhelminthes; Trematoda; Strigeidida; Schistosomatidae. The record is from the annotation of a GenBank genome assembly.